Messenger RNA from Onychostoma macrolepis, 2079 nucleotides. RefSeq names its product cilia and flagella associated protein 157 (gene cfap157). Gene Ontology annotation, molecular function: microtubule binding. Gene Ontology annotation, biological process: sperm axoneme assembly. The record is from RefSeq and is a predicted model, not a curated record. Gene Ontology annotation, cellular component: ciliary basal body; cilium. Bases 418 to 1881 code for a protein of 487 amino acids. Lineage: Eukaryota; Metazoa; Chordata; Actinopteri; Cypriniformes; Cyprinidae. The transcript is spliced from 9 exons.
GAUAUUUGUUGCUUUUUGUUUAAAGGAUCCUUUGACCCAGAGUGACCUUAAGCCCCAUUGUGACCUGUCGAUAAGGUUCAAUUUGUUUACAUCUCUUAACAUGAACUAACACUUGUAAAGCAAUUAUUAAUCUUAUGUGAAACAUUAGAGAGAUGUGUAGAAUUAGCAAAUGACAGGAUACAAUUCGUGUUUCAAUCAAAAAUGAAAGUGAAACGGCCGUUUAAUAGGCCCAAAACUCUUUGAAUAAUUUUGAAAGACUGUGAAAAAGCACAGUGUACUCUCGCGCAUGUCUCUGCGCAGCGCCUGAUACACAACUCAAACUCAAACCUCACAUCCAUGGCAACAAGAAACAAUUGCAUUUGCAACUUUAUACUUCUCAGGCGGUUUCGUUUAAAGUAGGCUAUACGUAAAAGUUCGAUGCCUCCCAAAAAGAAUGGAAAAGGGACCGCAGAUAAAUCAAUUAAAAAGGAAAGUAUGAAUCCUGAGCAGAAAAACGACGAAGAAUUGACGGAGAGUGACAAAAACUUUUAUCGGGCUCAAAUACGUGAUUUGGAGGAGCGACUGGAAAGAUACCAGCAAAAAUGUGAUGAACUGGAGGUUCAGGAAAAGGAUUUAUACUCAAAGAUAAAUAAUGUGGAGAAAGAGAAGAAAGACAUAGUUCUCUACCUGAAACGCACACUGGCUCAAAAAGAAGAUGAACUGAUUGAUCUGGCUGAGACGUUAUCAAGACACCAGCAAGCUCAAGAGGCUGAGAGAGAUUCCUUUGAGUUACAACUGAGCCUGCUUAGACACGAGCUUCAGGAAAAUAAGGAAAAAUUCACAUCUGAGAACAUGGCGCUUGCUGGUAAACUGGCAUCUUUGGAGGAAUUCUCUAUGCAGAGAGAGAAGCUUAUGGCUGAACGCAGGUGUUUGGAAGAGCAGCUUCAAAAGCAAAAAGAAGAACAUCAAGCACAAAUCUAUAAUCUGGAGAAAAAAGCUGUACUGGACAAUGACAGGCUAAAGAAAGAAAUGCUGCAACAUGUUGCUGCUGUAGCAGCUGAAUUUCGGCAGGUUUCAGAUCAGAAGAUGCCUGAGACAACAAAGAGGGCCAUGCAAGAAAACCUCUCUGUGACAGCACAACUUCAGCAGCUCUCAGACAAGACCAAGGAGCUGCUGAAGGAGAAUGAUGAUCUGCGAGCAAGAGAAAAGCAGCUCAAAAUAGAGAAUGCCAUCACUGAACCGCUGCUGCAUGAGAUAACCAAGAAGAAUGUUGCUAAUCAAAAGGUAGUCCAUCAGUUGACAGAAAAGUGCAAGCAAAUGCAGUCUGAAGUGGAGAAAUGUGCCAAACUUAAAGUGGAGCUCCAAGAGCAGCUAGACAGUCACUCUGCAAUAUGUACAGAGCUUGAUGCUCUCAGAAAGAAACAUGUAACAGUUAUAGAAGUGCUAAACCAAACAAAAGCUGAAGCCAAGAGACAGAGGAAAGAGCUUGAAGAGGAAAGGAUGCUAAGAAAACAGCUAAAAACAGUUCUUGAGGAAGCAGCCGUAGCUUUAAAAGAGGCCCUAAGGGAGGUCCCUAAAGAGGAAGACUCAGAACUGAAGAUUACUAUCAGACGAAAUCAGAUGAUGCAGAAGCUGCUGGCUGUGCUGGACAGUGCUGCAGCUUUAGGAAACGGUCCAGCUCUUACUGACUUCAUGCCAGAGGUGACUUGCAGUCAUGAUCUCAGAAAAGCCUCUGGCAUUAAAAGACCAAGUGAACUCCUGCAGAAAUCUACUUCACAUCUUUCUCACUUUAAAACUGGUGAUACGGGAUUGGUCCCUCGCAAAACACACACUACAUCAUCAAAGACAGGAAAUCUCUCUAUGAAUGCUUAUGUACAUAAGAAACAAUCAAGUGAAAAAUGACAGACAUUUUCAUUGUCAUACUUGAUCACAAGAGUUGUGGGAGGUAUUUUUAAAUAAGGUAUCUAUUGUUGAAGUAGGCCUAUGUGUCAUUUCAAAUUUCAUUGUGUUGUUUUCAUGCAAUGUCACUAGGUGGCAGUAUUGUAUCAUUAUGGAUAGAUACGUGAACGUGGCCUGAAAAGGAAAUAAAGUGAUUUUUUA